Molecule: messenger RNA, 777 nt
Organism: Puccinia graminis f. sp. tritici CRL 75-36-700-3
Lineage: Eukaryota; Fungi; Basidiomycota; Pucciniomycetes; Pucciniales; Pucciniaceae
Exons: 4
Coding region: 1-777 (258 amino acids)
Source: RefSeq, a predicted model, not a curated record
AUGGUCUUGGCUGAACCGAUUGAUCACGAACAAAUCAUGCGAGCCAACGCUCAACAGAUUGAAACCGAUGCAUCGACUGUCAAACAGCUGAAAGCGAACUAUGAAGGACAGCUAAAUAAGUGGUCUUUUGACGCAAACAAUGACCUACGCGCAUUCCAGAUGAAGAUCGACCUGUCAGAUGAAGCUAAAACGUCCAAGUUACAAGACAUCAAAGACAAGUUUCAGGAUGCCUUGAGAAGGAUUUCCGACCUUGAGAAGAAGGCUGAGGUGGAUGAGUCUGCCCAAACACGUCUACAGAUACAGGACGCUAACAAAAUCCACAAGCUUUCCUCUUUAGAUCCAGAAAAUAUCGGCAAAGAUCUGCAGUUGCAACAAGAAGAGCUAGACGGCAUCAAAAACGUACUCGAUUUCUUUGAAAAAGUGGAGGUGCUAAUUCACCAUCUCAAGUCUGGCGUAGAUCAAAGUCUUGAGAGAACCGGUAGUUUCGACCAGCGUUUAAGAAAUCUUGAGGAACAACUGGUUCAAGCUUCUGAACAAAAGGCCGCCGCUGGCACCACCAAUAACAUGAAGGAUCUCGAGACGGCAAUAACCGCUCUCCAGCGCGAUAUUUCAACUCUUCAAACAACAGGACAUCAACUUGCCAUGGAAGAAUUGAAAAAUGUUAGGGAUAAGCUUGAUUUGGUAGAGGUACGCAAGUUACUCAAAAGAUUUCCGGGUGGCAAGAGUAUUAAUGGAUUUAUAUUCAGCAAACACAACGAGAUCUUGAAUCAAGCAUAA